AUGCCAUUAUUAAGUCCUGGGCACGACACAGCUGAAAAAUACGGUUUCUUGCUGAUUAAAAACUCAAAACUAGUUCUCUUUGUGAACGAACUUGACUUGAUAUCCGGCGAUUCUCCAACGUACAGUGGCUUCGUUGUAGUCGUAGUUGGUGUCGUUGUAGUGGUAGUUGGCUUUUUCGUCGUUGUCGUAGUGGUCGUUGUAGUGGGUACCGUAUGAAGGGGAACGUAUCCCAGGGUUGUAUUCGCAUCCCACAAAUGUCAUGCCUGGGCACCACACAACUGCGCAACCAAUUUUGUCACUCUCCUGCCAAACCGCCUCAGAGUAGUGCCCAGCCAUUUUCCAUGCCCCUUCGGAGAAAAUAUUGUUUUUUGGGAACCCAUGUUUCCACACUUCACUAAACCACCCAGCAACGCCCUAAAAUUUGAUGACAUUUUUUCGAGGAACACACUCUCGAGCUUAAGAAUCUAA
Molecule: messenger RNA, 468 nt
Organism: Haemonchus placei
Lineage: Eukaryota; Metazoa; Nematoda; Chromadorea; Rhabditida; Trichostrongylidae
Source: the annotation of a GenBank genome assembly